Messenger RNA from Papilio polytes (common Mormon), 1400 nucleotides. RefSeq lists its product as uncharacterized. The transcript has 3 exons. The record is from RefSeq and is a predicted model, not a curated record. Lineage: Eukaryota; Metazoa; Arthropoda; Insecta; Lepidoptera; Papilionidae. The coding region runs from base 240 to 1334 and encodes 364 amino acids.
AUCUGAGAUUAAUCUCUCUGAGACUUCCAUAGUUAAAGUACCACAUCGUUUACCACCACAAUUGGGUUCCACUGUUUGCAUUUCUUAUAUCGAAUUUUAUUCUUCGUCUUAACAUCGCAGUGAAUGGACAUUGUCUAUUUUCGCGCCAAUAGUUUGACAGUUUGACUUUUUAAAUAAUAACGGAAAAGGAUUGACGUAUAGAGUCAGUAACACGCAUAGAUUUAGUUACAUGUUUGUAAAUGGUGAAAAUGGUGAGAAUGUGGUGGCUGUUUAUAUUUUUAGCGAAAAUGGUAUUGGCUAAUAACAACCAGGUGUCCGCUGAAGAACCUCAAAAAGCAUCGCGAUUCCUUCCGUUAUUCGAAGUGAAACGUUUUGAUGGCAGGCCGGGUCCUCUUGCCCCGGGACCUGGAGGUCUUCCGCCGUUGACUUCAGCACCAGUUGUAGGAGAAAGAUGCUCAGCCAGGUUGGAGUCCGCUUUAAACCAAUUAAAACGCAAAAAGAGGAAUCACGCGAAAAGUAUUGACAUGCCUUUGAGUCAAAGCAUAGAUUUAAAUGGCUACAGUCUUUACCAAGAAAUGAGAAGCGUUCCUGUCGAUAUGUACGUAACUAGGAUGAGAGUUAGACUGCCACAGAACAGCGACUGGGUUCGCGUCGAGAAAUGUUACUUUGACCCUCGAAACAUUUCCUUGGAUACCAUGUUACUAUUCCACGAUAUCACCAUAAGUGGCAACGUAGACCUUUACGACGGUAAUGAAUUCGAUAGAACCGCAACCAAUCGAAGACAACGGUCUUACCCUGAUGAAGAGAAUUCAUACAGAUCUAAAGGAAACGGCUGUAAUAUGAUUUUAAGGCUCAGAAAAGCCGGUAUUGGUUUCCACACAACGCCACUAAACCAACAACCAGGAAAAUUCAACGUGAAAACCGACUCGGAGUUCGUCGAACCUGGAUUCAUAAGCGUAUAUGCGUACGGUUGUGAAAAAUAUAUUAAUAAAAAUUCUGUCAGGAAUAAAGAUAAUCUGCCUUUACGACGAAAAAGAAGAUCGGAUGAGUUUACCUUCGAUCCCCGUUUAGAUGAGAGAUAUUCUGAUAUUUUAGAACAAUCUUCCGACGUUUGGAAAACUUACGAACCACGCAGCAGAGUUAACUACGAGAGAAGUAAGUUGUUUAGACCGGAUGACGAUUUGGACGAAAUAGAAGACAUAUCUAGGGAAAUGGAAGAUAUAUUUACCAAGGGAAUACGGACUUUAUUAACGACUUAUAUGAAGAAGGAACUACAGCCAGCAAUAAAGGACACUUUGAUGAGAAAUAUGGGCUACGUUGUAUCAUAUGGUUGAUAUCUAUACAAAAUUGUAGAAAUAAAGUAUCCUAUGUAAAUGGUAUAGCACAAAUUGACUGAAAUA